GCCCACAGGAGCCCAACCCAGGCGGAGGAAACACCAAGCCUAGAGACAUGGGAGUUCCAGGAGCAUUCCACCUUCUACUCGUGUGCCUGAGCCCAGCACUGCUGUCUGCUGUGAGGAUCAACGGGGAUGGCCAGGAAGUCAUGUAUCUGGCAGAAGGUGACAAUGUGAGGCUAGGCUGCCCCUACAUACUGGACCCUGAGGACUAUGGUCCCAAUGGGCUGGACAUUGAGUGGAUGCAGGUCAACUCAGAACCCUCGCAUCGAGAGAAUGUGUUCCUUAGUUACCAGGACAAGAGGAUUAGUCACGGCAACCUCCCCCACCUGCAGCAGAGGGUCCGCUUUGCAGCCUCGGACCCCAGCCAGUAUGAUGCUUCCAUCAACCUCAUGAACCUGCAGGUAUCUGACACGGCCACUUACGAGUGCCGGGUGAAGAAGACCACCAUGGCCACCCGGAAGGUCAUUGUCACUGUCCAAGCACGUCCUGCGGUACCCAUGUGCUGGGCUGAAGGCCACAUGUCAAAGGGCAAUGACGUGGUGCUGAAGUGCUUUGCCAACGGAGGUUCUCAGCCCCUCUCCUACAAGUGGGCCAAGAUCAGUGGGCAUACCCACCCCUACCGAGCUGGAUCCUACCACUCCCAGCACAGUUUCCAUUCAGAACUCUCCUACCAAGAAUCCUUCCACGGCUCCAUUAGUCAAGGCCUGAACAAUGGGGACCUGUUGUUGAAGAGUGUCUCUGGAGAGGACAAUGGGUUGUAUCAGUGCACAGUGGCCAACCAUGUGGGCUACAGCGUCUGUGUGGUGGAGGUGAAGGUCUCAGACUCCCAGCGUGUAGGCAUGAUCGUCGGAGGCGUGCUGGGCUCCUUGCUCAUGCUGGCCUGCCUGGCGUUGGGCAUCUGGGGUCUCGUCUGUUUAUGCUGCGGAGGCAGCGGGACUGUCGGCUCCCGAGGUGCCUUCGGCUACGGGGUCAGAGACGGGGUCGGCGGCGGGGCCUGCGGCGGCGACUUGUCUAGUGAGAUCAGAGUGGACGCCGUGGCGCCCGGGUGCAAGGCCAGCGGGCGCGGCAGCCGCGUCACCCAGCUCCUGGGGUACCCGACGCAGAACGUCAGCCGCUCCCUGCGCCGCAAGUACGCGCCUCCGCCCUGCGGCGGCCCCGAGGACGUGGCCCUCGUGCCCCGCGCCGCCUCCGCGGCCUGCGAAGCGGGCCCCUCCCCGGUCUACGUCAAGGUCAAGAGCGCCGAGCCGGCGGGCUGCGCCGACGACCGUGGCCCGGUGCAGCAGCCGUGCAAGGACGGGCUCCUGGUGUGA
Jaculus jaculus (lesser Egyptian jerboa) is the source of this 1304-nucleotide messenger RNA. RefSeq names its product V-set and immunoglobulin domain containing 8 (gene Vsig8). The coding region runs from base 48 to 1304 and encodes 418 amino acids. NCBI's taxonomy places the organism in Eukaryota, Metazoa, Chordata, Mammalia, Rodentia, Dipodidae. The transcript has 7 exons. Gene Ontology annotation, cellular component: intracellular anatomical structure. The record is from RefSeq and is a predicted model, not a curated record.